GAUUCUUCUCAGGUAAGAAGAGAGAGGGAGCUUCUUCGUUUCCUUGUCUCUCUCUCUCUCUCUCUCUCUCUCAGUUGUAAUAAUAUAUAUCUACUUCUUGGUAGUGAUCUGGAUCUUUUCUCUCUGUGUUUGGGCAGAUACAGAGGAGGAUGAUGGGCUAUCGUUUGUUUUCAACUAAUUCCCAAACCCAUCUUCCACCCUAUUUCAUCUUCGGCAAACCUCAAUCUGGAGAUGGAGGUGACAUCGACUAUUUUGAUGUUUCCAAGAGUGAGUUAAGACGUUCAAAAAAGAAGGUUCCUUGGCCCUUGCUAGAGCCAAGGGGAAUUAUCGGAGCAUCCCGAGGCUUGGUCGCUAUCGUAAAGAAGCAUUGGGUGAGUCUCCAAGAUCUGAACCUAAGUCCUUCACGUUUAAACCGAAGACAGCGUACUCAACUGCCUCCUUUUGUGCCUCUUCGUCACUGCCAGACCCGGAUCGUCACCAACAUGGCCAUCUCCUCUUCUUAUACUCCUAUGAAGGACGACUAUGUUGUGGCUGUCAAGUUCUUGGGACCUCAGCUCAGCUUCUGUAGGCCAUCUCGUGACAACACCCACUGGACCAGCAUCAGAAUCCAAGACCCCAGUUUCUUCACUUCUCAUGUCAUGUUUUCAGAGAGGGAUCAGAUGUUCUCCUUGCUCUCUUCUGGAGGCGACCACAUGGCAUCUUGGGAUUUCUUCAAACACAGGGACAUCCCCAAGUUCAGAAAGCUGCAUUUUCAAAACCUCCCAAGCAGCUUGGGAAAGACCAACAACAUUGAGCUUCGUGACUCGUGUUACAGGACCGAACACUUGGUGGAGUCAUCAGCAGGCGAGUCUUUCCUUGUUAUUUGGUACAGGUCCGCCACUUAUGGCACGGAAGAAGAUAUGGUGGAUUUGGAAACCAAAGGUUUUAGGGUCUUCAGGGUAGACGAGGAAGGGAAUGCUACUUACACUGAAGAUAUUGGAGAUCUCUGCAUUUUCCUAUCCAAGUCUGAGCCUUUCUGUGUUCCUGCUAGCUCCUUCCCUGGCCUCGAGAGAAACUUCAUUUAUUACCUCGAUGUCCAUGAGUCGACCCAGGAGUUGGAGAGGGGAGGUUUCAGUCUCUGCAGAGCUGAUAGCGCCAAAAACUUCUCACAGCUCCUCCACUCGUGCAAGGUCCCUUACUUUUUCCCACCUCAACCUAUGCAAUGAACUAACUUGUCUAAGACAGCCACUUCUAUCUUGUCUUUGGUCUGAAA
Messenger RNA from Camelina sativa (false flax), 1252 nucleotides. Lineage: Eukaryota; Viridiplantae; Streptophyta; Magnoliopsida; Brassicales; Brassicaceae. The record is from RefSeq and is a predicted model, not a curated record.